AUGGCAGGGGACUUAAUCUUCAUCACCGGUGCAACCGGCUUCGUCGGUAGUGCCACAGCCCUUGCUGCUCUGAAAGCAGGUUACCGCCUACGAGUAUCCGUUCGAAAGCCUUCGGAGAAGCUCCAAGCCUUGCUGUCAGACUAUAGCCAGCAGGUCGAAUAUGUCACUAUAUCCGAUCUGACAGACGAGGCCGCCUUCCACGGCAAGCUGGAAGGAGUUGACUAUAUUCUGCAUCUCGCCUCACCUCUCCCUCAUGGAACAAACAAGGAUGAUUACUUCAUUCCGGCUGUUAAAGGAACGACUGCGUUGCUAAAGGAGGCUGACCGGGUCACGAGCAUCAAGAAAGUUGUUGUCACAUCGUCCGUGGCUGCUCUGCUUCCACUCACUGGACUCCCUAAAGGCGGAAUCGUGAAAGAGGACAAUGACUGGGAUUUCAGCGUGGACGAAGAUGCAAGCUUUGAGAAACCCAACGAUCCAGAAGGCACGGCUUUCAAGCUCUACCACGCAUCGAAGCUACUCUCCAACAACGCCACCUGGGACUUCUGGAGGACCGCAAAGCCACACUACUCAUUGGUGUCGACUCACCCAUUCUUUGUGUUCGGCCACAAUCUCGUACAGACAACUUCGGAAGAUGGCAUCGGGUCCAACGGUGUUCUCUGGAAGCCCAUCAUGACCGGUAUCCUCGGUGGCAUGAGCGCCGGAGUGCAUGUCCAGGACGUUGCCGAAGCACAUGUUAAAGCUCUGGACCCGAAGAUCCCCGACGGCUCAAAGUAUCUGCUAGCUGGCAAGCAAAGCGAUUGGAAGGGAGUGGCUCAAAUCGUGCACAGGGAUUAUCCUGAUCUUGGUGCAAAGAUUAGUGUGGAGGCCGAGGGAGGAUUACUGCCAUUUGAUGCCAGCAAAGCUGAGAAGGAUCUUGGGAUGAACUGGCGCUCUUGGGAGCAGAUGAUUCAUGAAGUGGUGGAUCAGCAGCUCGCACUGGCUAAGAAAUAG
Messenger RNA from Penicillium cataractarum, 990 nucleotides. Its product is annotated as ketoreductase sphI. Bases 1 to 990 code for a protein of 329 amino acids. The transcript is spliced from 2 exons. Gene Ontology annotation, molecular function: oxidoreductase activity, acting on the CH-OH group of donors, NAD or NADP as acceptor. Lineage: Eukaryota; Fungi; Ascomycota; Eurotiomycetes; Eurotiales; Aspergillaceae. The record is from RefSeq and is a predicted model, not a curated record.